Ahaetulla prasina is the source of this 2287-nucleotide messenger RNA. It is a transcript of the gene RIBC1, whose product is annotated as RIB43A domain with coiled-coils 1. The transcript has 9 exons. The record is from RefSeq and is a predicted model, not a curated record. The coding region runs from base 462 to 1664 and encodes 400 amino acids. NCBI's taxonomy places the organism in Eukaryota, Metazoa, Chordata, Lepidosauria, Squamata, Colubridae.
UGGCUUCGCCGCUCGCUGAUAGGCCUUUUACGGCCCUUCUAAAUUUGCAUAAAUCGACGUUCCGGUAGAUCGACUACACCCGCUUGAAAAGGGAGAGAAUUGCGAAGCCGUUGCCAUAGAAACCAGACAUCAACAAAAUUUGCCGAAAGAGGAGUGCGGGAGGCUAUUUUUUAAUAGCUCCCAAUUACAGGUUGUUUUAAUUUGCAAACCGUCAGUUCGAAAGGAACGCUUACUAUCACUGACAGGCCUCCCCAGUGAUCUUGUAUUACUAGGGAUCCUAGUUCUGCGGGUUUUCUCAUAAGCAAAGGAAAUCUUUUUUUCCCCCAACUCGAUCGAUUUAGGAUUAUCCUCGGCGUAGAAUCCAGGGAAAUCGCUAGGACGUUAGUUUACAGGGAAUCUCUAGGUCUGAACGGCCGGUCAGAAGUUUCUAACGUUGCUUGCAGCCUGUUGCAAGUGCAACGAUGUAUAAGGUGGACAUUCAGGCCGACCUGAGAGAGGCGGCUGCCGUGGAAGCCCGCCGGAACCGGGAGAAGCAGAGACAGAGCCGCAUCUUCAAUGCUCGCUAUCGUACAAUCGGGAGAGUUGGCCAUUAUCCCAUGCCAAGUUGGCUGCAGCAAGUUCACCGUGGCAACUUGGCCCUGGUGGACAUAGAAGGCUUGAAGAGGCAAGUGGAAGAGCGCAAACUGAGAGAGAAUAUAGAGAAGCAACGAGAGGAAGCCUUUGAUGCAGACAGGGUGCAGUGUGAUAAGGUUGCCCAGAUGUUAGAGGAAGAGGAGCACCAGCGGAAGAAACUGUUAUGCCAGAAUCUGGUGGAGUUCCAUGAGCGGGAGCAGCAGCCUUAUAUGCGGCGGGAAUGGGAUAUCCAUGACCCCGAGGCGGUACGCAAAGGGCAGCCGGCCCGUGUGAGUGAUGACGACCCACGCUGUGGCCCUUCUAGCAUGCAGUGCUUUGAUGGUGAGGAUCUGAAUGCAGUUGCCCGCCAAAAACUGCAGAAGGAGAAGAACAAGCAUGCGCUGGAGGAGCAGAGAAAUGAACGGAAUAAGAAACUUGCUGAUCAACAAUAUGCAGAUAAUCUGGAAGACAAAAAAAGAAUAGAGCUGGAUUUGCGAGCCCAGGAGCUGGCACAAUUAGAGGAAGAAUGUCGCAGGGCUAAAGCCAUGGCAUUAGCAGACUUUAACCAAGCCCAGGCUGCAGAGGCUGCAGAGCAGCAACGUGUAUCCCAGCAGCGUGAGCAGGAUGAUAACUAUGCUGAGAUUCACAACCAUCUGACUGGCAAUCUCCUGUUGGAAGACCCUAGCGUUGCAAAGAGCUUGUUGGGGUCACACCGUGUGAUUACUGAUCGCUGGAAGGGGAUGAGCCCUGAGCAGCUACAGGCUGUGUGGCAAAUGCAGAAAGAACAGUGCCGAGAAAACCAGAGACUUCGGCAACAGGAAAGGCAACGGGAUGCUGAGUGGGACAGACAGAGGGAACUGGCAGCUCGUGCGGCCAUGCAGAUGGAGGAGCAGGAACAGAAUUUCCGUGCGCAGCUGAAGAAGAGCCUGGACGAUUGCAACCACGAAUUGGCUGAUGCACAGAAAUCCAACUUGAAGUAUCUGGAGAAAGAAGUCUAUACCAAUGCACCUACAGCCCACUAUUAUUUACAGUUUAAUACUAGCAGCCGCUGAUGGAAGAUGCAGCUGGCAACAGUUUUGCACUGUCAUAACUGCAAACAGUCACUGAACAAGACAGUUGGCAAGCAAGGACUAUCAGUAUAUGAAAAUAAGUUGAUGACUGGAACCAAGCAAGUCACUCUGCUCCAGAGAACCCACCAUUCACUCUUUUCAAAGAGAAGAGCAAUAGAACCUUAUGUGAAAUCCCCAGACCAGAUUUGAAUUUUAUUUCAAAAGAAAGAUUUUGCCGAACCAAGAUUGGAGUUUUCCUGCCACUCAUGUUUUUGAACUACCAUUCCAACAGCUGUUCUGCCUUCUCUGUUCUCCCUCCCCCUCCCCACUUCCAGGUUUCUUUUGCAUUUGGUUAUCUUGAGACAUUUUAUACUCACUCUUCUUUGCGAGAAAUAAAUAUUACAUGAGCAGAGCCACAGCUGAGAAAAGUCAUAAGACCAAAAAGCUAUGUAUUCAUAUAGUUCAAUAAACCAGAUAUAUGUAAUAUUUGUUACCAUAUAUCUUUUAAAUGGCAUUUGGGGGGGGGGGCACUUCAGAAACCCUGAAAAAUUGGGGCAAAACUGCGCACUUUGAAAAGAAUUUAAAAGAAGCAUAUUUAACCUGGCCCUUAUUUUUCUUUUCAUUAA